CUGCUACGUACUCGGUAGAUGGAUGUGUUCUGUCGAUACACGUGCAGGGCUCUCCACCGCCGUCUGCUUGCCGAGAACCUGAACCAAGGAUCGACAGCCGGGACGCGCUUUUCCCCCACGGCGGCUGGACGCUUCGAAAGAACCUCCUCUUCGCUUGCAGGUCCCAAGGCAGUUGUCUCGAUGCCGAAACAAAACCUCUUCACUACCAAGCUAAAACCCCGUCGAGGGUCCCGAACGUCACACACGCGAGCCGCGAACCCGGGUUCGCGCAGCCUUCAAAAUGCUGCCAGUUCCCGGCCUGCGGAACGUGUGUCUGAUGCUCGUGCCCGGUGACGCUUCAAGAACAGAGAUCGAAGAGAUGCCCUCCCCUUGAAAUGACCUGCAUUUUUCUUUUGUUUUUGUCGCGAGAGAAUUACGACUUCACCCCUUCGGCUUCCCAAGCCCCGGACCCUUUUUCUACUCUGUUUUCUUCACACGGGAACUUAGAGCCUCCUCCCUUCUAAGCGACGACGACGAACCCUCCCCUCGCUCCGUUUUCGCCAAGAGAUUUGCGAUUCUGGGUGCUGCAGGAAAAAUGGGUGCCUUGUAUGAAAGAAAUCCUGGAAAGGAGGAACAUGGGCGGAAGGAAAGAUGGGUUUCGUAUCCCCACGCACAACAACUCAGGCGAUGAAGAACAACCUGCAUAGUCCGAGGCGAACAAGUAGGUCAAAAAAAACUUGUUUCCAUGGUGCAAGCGUUUGCGGCAGGUCUGCAAGAGAGGGUUCUUCUGUUCUCUUCCCGCGCAGCACCAGCCCGUUCGCCUGUCCGCAGCUGAUGAGGACAUUCUUCACAAAAAAAAGUAGUUUUCAAUCUGAGCCUCACCUUUCUGGUGCGCAGCAACGCGGAGUUGUGGUCGUGGGUGUACGGAUCUCGAUUUUCCCUGGAUUUCUUCAUCUGCCUUGGACUUUCCGGGUCAACCAGGAGAAGAUGUCAAGCGGGACCGCGUUUUCCAACGAGAGUUGAAAAUGCGCAAGGAAGCCAUGAGAGGGAGAAAGGACGAGGCAUGGCGCGAACGAGGAUGAAAAGACCCGAUGAAGACCGAAGUCCAAUAAGCCAAAGUUGAGACAGCCGAAGGGAGCGUGCAUUGUGUUCAAGACGAUCACCUGUACUUCUGGCUAUCAGAGCAAACAGGAGAGAGCUUAUCUGAGGGUAUCAAAUCUUGUUCAGUCCGCCUUUGUGGACAAUGGUCGAGUUUGAGACCGAGACAUUGAAAUGACCGGCGUGUACAGAAAAUUCUCCUUCAAUCAAUCUACCUUGACCUCGUCGGCGAAUUUGACACCAGGGCACAGCCUCAAACAUUGCAAAAGAUCAUCG
Messenger RNA from Cladophialophora immunda, 1353 nucleotides. RefSeq lists its product as uncharacterized. The transcript has 2 exons. Lineage: Eukaryota; Fungi; Ascomycota; Eurotiomycetes; Chaetothyriales; Herpotrichiellaceae. Bases 631 to 1002 code for a protein of 123 amino acids. The record is from RefSeq and is a predicted model, not a curated record.